CAUUCUGCGGCCGGUGUUCUACGUGAGGUCGUAUACGGUAUUGCCGGACUGGUUCGUGGUAACCAGAGUAUUGGUGCCCUGGACUGCCACUUUAUUGGUGUUGAUUUUUUCUAAAGGCUGCUUAGCGCGACGCUCAGUAUAUUUUCCUGAUCAGCCUUGGGUACUGGAAGCCUAGCAAAACCCAUCGGCAUCGCAAGUGGGACGAACAUGUCUUCAGAAAGAUACAGUUUUUCACUUACAACUUUCAGUCCUUCUGGAAAGCUGGUGCAGAUCGAGUAUGCAUUGGCGGCUGUUGCAGCAGGUGCACCAUCAGUAGGUAUCAAAGCCACCAAUGGUGUAGUGAUCGCCACGGAGAACAAGUUCAAGUCGAUCCUGGCUGACGAGCACAGCAUACACAAGGUGGAGAAGGUGACCAACCACAUCGGCAUGAUCUACAGCGGCAUGGGCCCCGACUACCGCGUGCUGGUGAAGCGCGCCCGCCGCGUGGCGCAGCAGUACCAGCUGAUGUACGGCUGCGAGAUCCCGACCGGGCAGCUGGUGCAGCGGCUGGCGGCCGUCAUGCAGGAGUACACGCAGUCGGGCGGCGUGCGGCCGUUCGGCGUGUCACUGCUCAUCUGCGGCUGGGACCAGGGCCGGCCGCGCCUCUUCCAGUGCGACCCCAGCGGCGCCUACUUCGCCUGGAAGGCCACCGCCAUGGGCAAGAACUUCAUCAACGGCAGGACGUUCCUCGAGAAGCGGUACACCGACACCAUGGAGCUGGACGACGCCGUACACACGGCCGUCCUCACGCUCAAGGAAAGCUUCGAGGGCCAGAUGACCGAGAACAACAUCGAGAUCGGCAUCUGCAACGACGCCGGCUUCCGCCGCCUCAGCCCGGCUGAGGUUAAGGAUUACCUGGCCAACAUCGUCUAGCUCCGGCGCGGGUCUGGCCGGAGCGUUUCCGGGACUUCUCCCCUGUGACAGGACGGCCGGCGGCCGUAGAACGCUCUCGCUCCCGACCGGAUGGCUGACUCGGCGUGUUUCCAAUACAUUGUGUCUCCGUU
Molecule: messenger RNA, 1043 nt
Organism: Pollicipes pollicipes
Lineage: Eukaryota; Metazoa; Arthropoda; Thecostraca; Pollicipedomorpha; Pollicipedidae
Gene: Prosalpha2
Product: proteasome alpha2 subunit
Exons: 5
Coding region: 208-912 (234 amino acids)
Biological process (GO): ubiquitin-dependent protein catabolic process
Cellular component (GO): proteasome core complex; proteasome core complex, alpha-subunit complex
Source: RefSeq, a predicted model, not a curated record